Humulus lupulus (European hop) is the source of this 900-nucleotide messenger RNA. RefSeq lists its product as uncharacterized. The record is from RefSeq and is a predicted model, not a curated record. Bases 1 to 900 code for a protein of 299 amino acids. Gene Ontology annotation, molecular function: protein binding. The transcript is spliced from 3 exons. NCBI's taxonomy places the organism in Eukaryota, Viridiplantae, Streptophyta, Magnoliopsida, Rosales, Cannabaceae.
AUGUCGCCCCUAAAGUCUCUAAUGCGAUUCAAAUGUGUUUCUAAAUCUUGGCAUGCUCUUAUCUCUAGUCUAUCUUUUACAAACGACCACUUAAUCCACCAUAAAAACAAUACAGUCUUGUCUUCUACAUCACUACUUUUGAGUUGGGUCAGCCAUGAUUUACCAUGGCAUAUGUCACUACGAUCUUUGGUCACUAUAUCUGAGGAUGAUUAUCGUAGAGGCAGCAAUGAGCACAUUCAUUGUGUUGCUGAAGCUUUACAGCAUCCCAUUAUUCAACACGAAGAGAAUAUGAAUUUCUCUCGUACCUAUUAUUGCAAUGGCAUCAUUUGUCUAGCACAGAGCUCCAUGUUUAACGGCCGAACUGUUCUAACAAAUCCUACAACCGGAGAAGCCAGGAUUCUUCCUAGAACAUGCCUCGGUCCUCCUGACUUCUUCAUUAACUCACUUAAUUGCCUUCAUGGAGAGGGAUUUGGAUACGACUUGAAUAGAAUUUGGAUUAAAAUUGAUGUGAAACUUGAUAGAUGUAGUUUUUCGCCAAGUGAGGAGUUUCACACCAUGCCACUACUGGUACCAGACUAUGGAAAAUGGAUUGAUGCGGCGUAUAAGUGGAUUGAAAAGAGCCUCGCAGUGUGGAAUGAAUCAGUUGCCUUGCUUGUGCUAGAGUGGCGUCCUUGUUCUAUUGAAAUGUGGGUGAUGCAUGACUAUAAUGGUGGUAAAUCUUCUUCUUGGACCAAACAUCUAACGAUUGGGCCAUUUGUACACUUUUACUCCCCGCUAAUCUUUUGGAAGAGGGAUGAGCUUCUCAUGGAAAAUAUUGAUAGAAAGUUAAUGUCAUACAACCUCAACACGCAAAAAUUUACAAGUCUUCCCCUUUCUGAGGUUCAAGUAACAACUAGCUGA